AUGAAUUCAGAAGCAGCUUUGCCAGGGUUUCCCACGUAUGGGCUACCAGCAGGAGGGCUGCCGCUUGGUACGAUGCCCCUGGUAGUGCCGCCAGGGCUCGUCAACUUUGUCGACCCGGCUUGUCGGUCGCAUACGGCCACCCAAGCUUCGCAAGCUCCAGCCCCUGUUCUUCCACAUCUUCCACAUGAGGUACUGCAAUACCAGUACAUGCAGCAUGCUCUUACAGCGCCCCUGCAGCAGGGCUUUCAGAUACAGCAGGCGCAGGAUUCCCUUGAUCACGCGCAGCAAGAUGAUGAAGAUGUGAAGGAGACAAUACAGGAGCUGCAGGCUCGCUUCAAGCUGGAUGAUCGCAUCACCAGGGACCUGGCUGGCCAGAUGAAGAAGCGAAGCGCCACCUGCAAAGAUGAUUUGCAUGCCCUCUGGGAAAUCCUCGGAGGUGCAAGGAACCCGGCUGGCUUACUCCGUGUGAAGCUCCGGGAGAUGGAGGAUGGCAUAUUCCGCGGCACGCUCACACCGGACAAAGAUGUCGAGGAGCUCGCCAAAAAGUUCAGCUUGGAUGCGCAGGCUGCAGCAAAACUGGCAGAAGUGCUUUCCAGAAGAGAUGACCGCAAGAGGGAUCUCAGGCAGAUACAGAAGCAUCUGCAGCUGUCAAACAAGCCUUCAUCGUUAGUCAUGCUGAUGCUCAAAGACAUGCGGAAUGGCCUUCCAAUCAGGGACCCGGAGUAUCCACCCUCAGUGGGCAGCAUGGCUCACAAGCGUGGCAUGAAGGGGCGCAGGAGCAGAAGUCGCACAAGAAGGCGGAAAGAAUCACCAAGCAGCAGCCCGCCACUUCGAAGUCCUCCUCGAUCCAGUGGUGCAGGACCAGACCCAAAGAAGGCUGCUUCUGCUCGCGGCCCUCGACCGCAAACGCUGCUUGAGCGGUUCGGCUGA
This is a messenger RNA of Symbiodinium pilosum, 930 nucleotides long. The record is from the annotation of a GenBank genome assembly. Lineage: Eukaryota; Dinophyceae; Suessiales; Symbiodiniaceae.